AUGGCGACCAAAGCCAAGAUCAACCCCCUCAAUGGGGUUCAUACCGCGGGCAUCUUUGCCGACAUGACCGUCGAUGGGCCUAUUGUCGGAACCCUCGUUGCUAUCGUCGAUCGAGCAAAGAACCUGCCCAACCGAAAGACCAUCGGCAAGCAGGACCCCUACUGUGCUGCCAGGCUAGGCAAGGAGGCAAAGAAGACUACGACUGAUGUCCGCGGCGGACAGACGCCGAAAUGGGACCAGGAACUCCGGUUCACCGUCCACGACUCCCCCGAUUACUACCAGCUCAAGAUCUCCGUCUUUGCCGAAGAUAAGAAGACCGACCUGAUCGGCGAAUCGUGGAUUGACCUCAGAGGCAUCAUCAUCCCCGGCGGCGGCCAGAGAGAUGUUUGGCAGACCCUCAGCUGCCGAGGAAAAUACGCCGGCGAGAUCAGAAUCGAAAUCACCUACUACGACUCACGGCCCAAACCCGAGAAGCCUGUAGCAGUGAAGCCCAAGCAGUCCGCUUCUGCCGAGUCAGAGCACGGCUCCGUCAAGCAGAGGACCCCUGUGAAAAGGCGCCCUCUACCAUCUGACCCCGUCACCGGCGAAGCGCCUCCUGCCCCAGCCGCAAUAGCUGCCCCUCCAGCGCCCGAACAAAACACCCCGCCACCUCGGGCACAUGCCAAACAGGCCUCCCAAGGAAAUUUCGUUGCCAAUCAAUCGCCGCUGCAGGCGGUCGAAUAUCACACACCACCCUCGCAUCGAACCCGUCACCCAGAGCAUCACUCCCCGUCGCCUCAUGGAGGGACCCCGCAGGAGUAUGUCACCCCCACGCGCAAUGAGGCGCCUCGAGAGGUACCACGUGGGGCUCGCCGUUCGAUGAACCCUUCGUACGAGGCAUCCCCACGACAUCUCGAAGAUCGGGAUUACAGCCCAAAAUACCCCAGUCAACAGCCGGAGCAGAUGGAUCAUCGGGGCCAGUUUGCCCCUCCGCAAGAUGUCUACGACGCACCGCCUAUGGAUGACCCUAGACAGUUCCCCCCUAUGGAAGAGGAACGUCCACCACCGCCACCGGCGCAUCGAAGCAGACACAACAGCGGAGGCCAGGAGCUUGUGCCUAGAAACACCUUCGAUGCGUCGCCGCCCAAGCCCUCGCACCCCAUGAGGCAUGAUGUUUUGAGGAGCGAAGCUCACAGACACUCGAUGCCAUCAUACCCGGGUCGACCAACAUUUCGAGGCUACGACUCGGCCCCCUCGACUGCGCUUGUGGCUCAGAAUUACGAUACUUCGCCCAGGCAUAGUUCCUACGACGCGAACUAUGAUCCUCAUUACCGAUCCAUGCAACCCACCGUGGAGGACGUACCGGAGCACCCGAAUAACUACAGGCAAAGUCGGAUCCAACAGCAAGACGAGCUGUUUGAUAAGGUUCCGAGCCCGGCUCCUCUCAACCUGAGUCGAUCACCAGGUGGCUCUCCAUUCCGAGAGGAUUAUUCGCCCUCGCAGCAAGCCCAUGAAUACCAAGACCAGAAUCCAUAUCAAAUGGUUGCUGUAUCUAAAUCCCGUGACCGUGGCUUCUCUCGGAGCUCGGGGCAUGAUCAGGAUUAUCAAAUGGUCGCUGCGUCUCCAUCCCAUGGUCGUGACUACUCACGAAGCCCUGGACAGGACCAGAAUUCUUAUCAAAUGGUGGCCGCAUCUCCAUCCCAUGGCCGAGACUACUCUCGAAGCCCAGGUCAGGAUCAGAACUCAUACCAAAUGGUAGCUGCAUCCCCGUCGCAUGGCCGAGACUACUCUCGAAGUCCGGGGCACGAGCAGAAUCAGUACCAGAUCGUCCCUCAUCAUUCCUCCGUCCAUGCUCGGGAGAUUUCUAAAAGCCCGGGCCAAAUCUCGUACAAUUCGCAUAGCAGCCAGAGUCAACAUUCAGGUCACAGAAUGGAACUGGAAACGCGGCAAAUACAAAGCUCAUCCAGUCAUGGAAUGCCUGGGAUGCCAGCAUCUCUCGUCCCAGGGCUAGACCCAAGCCUCUCGCAGGAGGUAACGGAUCUCAUCUACGAAGAUCGCCGCGGGCGACAUCACUCACAGAGUGUGUCAACGCCUCCACGAGGCCGCGCACGAACCGAGUCCUACCAAGGAUACGGCGAUCAAGGAUAUGGUGAUUCCCCGGACGCUUCUCAGAGCUAUGCCCUAACGAAAUACGAUCGACGUGCUAUCGCGUACAAUACUGGAUCCGAGCAACCGGUGACGCACUCUCGAGGCAUAUCCCCUGAUCCUCGGACCAGUCCCGAUCCCCGAACCAGCCCCAACCCCCAGCACACGAUCCGACGGAAGUCGGUCAGUCCCAUUCCCCCUCCAACAGAGGCCAGGAGGUUAUCUGCAAUUCCAUUCGGACCCGACUCGUACGAUGAGCUGAAUCCCAGCCUUGUAUCCUCCAGGGAUGGGACUAGCCCUGCGCCGGAUUUCAUGAAAACGGAGCCGAAAAAGAUCAUUACUUAUGAUGGACGGGAAGUUGACCCUUCUGACCACUUACCUAUCGAGUCAUGGGCGCCGGAGCCGGAGGCGAAGCAGCAGGAUCAACCGGAGCCACGAUCAAGGCCGGCCCUCUCCGGAGCGCAGCCUCUCCCACCCAGCACUCGGAGGAUUCCUCGAUCUGGUCGACAUUCGAUGUCGGCUACUCUGCCCUACGGUACUCCCGAUGAGCCUCGCACACCCCCUGCGAGCGCAGGCCGGACUCGCCUUCAAAAGCGCAAUCCAGCUUCUGCGGGGCCGUCUCCGGCGGCGGUCAGCCCUCUGGCACCAAUUUCCCCAGAUAAUUACCAACACAGGCAGAGCUCAUACACCCCAACCCGAGGUCUGCCACGUGCAAGUACCUGGGACCAACAAAAUGAGAAUCGAGCACCGCAAUAUGGCUCUGGGCCCCCGGUUCCGGCGAAAGUGCCACUUCCGCUUAUGAGCGGAGCAAUCGGUGGUGGCAACGAGCUCGCAUUGAUGGAGGAAAUGCAAAACAUUGACAUUGGGACGGGUAGAUCACGACGAAGAGGCGGUUAUUGA
Ilyonectria robusta is the source of this 3024-nucleotide messenger RNA. RefSeq lists its product as uncharacterized. The transcript is spliced from 2 exons. Lineage: Eukaryota; Fungi; Ascomycota; Sordariomycetes; Hypocreales; Nectriaceae. The record is from RefSeq and is a predicted model, not a curated record. The coding region runs from base 1 to 3024 and encodes 1007 amino acids.